Clonostachys rhizophaga is the source of this 1092-nucleotide messenger RNA. The record is from the annotation of a GenBank genome assembly. NCBI's taxonomy places the organism in Eukaryota, Fungi, Ascomycota, Sordariomycetes, Hypocreales, Bionectriaceae.
AUGCGCUUCACCACUGCUCUCAUGCUUGGCCUGGCUGCCCGAGGCGGUCUGGCCCAGAGCUCCGCUGUCAUCGCCCCCGUACCGACCUCAGCUGUUGUUGUUGUGCCCACAUCGCAGGCACAGGCACCGACGAGCGCUGCUCGACCUGUUGCCAGCAGCCAGGCUCCCGUCCAACAGAGCUCUGCUGCUCCUGUCCAGUCUUCGGUAGCAGUUCCCACAUCGGCGGCGGCCACUUCCGUUCCAGUCAUCGCCUCCUCGGUAGUACAGGCCAGCUCCAAUGCCGUACAGAGCAGCGUUUCUGCCUCGCGAUCGCAACAAACACAAAGUGCCGUGGUCUCCGUCGUCUCGAGCGUUGUUGGUGUCACGACUGUCGUCAGCGGAUCGACCAUUGUUGGAUCAACCCUCGUCCAGGUCACAACGACCGCCACCCGAGCUUCGGGCACUGCUACUUCGACCGCCUCCAGCGCUUCAUCCAGCAUUGCAUCUGCCCUUCCUGUGCCUAUGAAGGACUCAGUGCUGACCCAGAACACUCAACUCACCCAGGUGGAGGGACAGCCUGCAGUAAUCAUGAACGCUCCCACCUGGGGCCAAGCAUCGUACUACGUCAACGCCGAGAAGCCCAAGGACGUCCCCCAGACCGAGAAGGUCAGGAUCCUCGCCACCCUCCUCAUCACGACUCCGGCCGCCAAGCGAUCCUGGUGGAAGCGCCAGUCCACCGCCGCGGGCUGCGACCUGAGCCUGACCGUCGACGGCACCCAGGCCUACCAGACCAGCCUCAGCAAGGACAGCACCACCUCCCAGGGCGGCAAGCUGGAGCUGAGCAGCGAGGCCGUCCAGGCCGGCACCCAGCAGCCCAAGCUCGAGUUCGCCCAGACCUGUCGCCAGGAGCCCGUCCAGGUGACCGUCUACCAGCUCACCAUCACCGGCGAGAAGAGCAACGUCCAGACCCCCAUCAACCCCAACCAGGUCAACAACAACACCAACUCGGGCAACAACUCGAGCGGCAAGGACAAGGACGGCGCCGGCUCCUCUCUGGCUGCCGGUAGCUUUACCGCCCUCUGCGUCGCUGCCGCCGUCGCUCUUUUCUUGUAG